GCAGACACUUCUCCACCUCCUCCUCGACCUCGGUCGCUCUUCUUGCCUCAAGCCACUGCCCCCGCCGCUUCCGCUCCCGCACCAAUGGCGAAUCUGCCGCCCUCCCUCUCCGUCGGGCCCUCCUUCGGCGCGCCCUCCCCACCACCUCCGCCGCCCUCGUCCUCGUCCGCCGCCGCCAACGCCGCCGCCAACGCCGCUGCCGGAGGGAGGGACCGCAAGAUGGUGUCCGCGGAGCAGCUCGUGCUCGACCUCUGCGACCCGGAGCUGCGCGAGAACGCGCUCCUCGACCUCUCCAAGAAGCGAGAGAUUUUUCAAGAUCUGGCUCCACUCCUGUGGCACUCCUUUGGCACAGUUGCUGCACUACUCCAGGAGAUUGUUUCAAUCUACCCUUCACUUUCACCCCCGACUUUGUCGCCAGUUGCAUCAAACCGUGUCUGCAAUGCACUUGCACUUCUCCAGUGCGUUGCUUCACACCCUGAUACCAGGAUACCUUUCCUGAAUGCUCACAUCCCACUGUACCUGUACCCGUUCCUGAAUACUACCAGCAAGACAAGGCCAUUUGAGUACUUGAGGCUUACCAGCUUGGGUGUCAUUGGUGCUCUUGUGAAGGUUGAUGAUUCUGAAGUAAUUGGAUUUCUGCUUCAAACUGAAAUAAUUCCUCUUUGUCUGCGUACUAUGGAGAUGGGCAGUGAACUUUCCAAAACAGUGGCCACCUUUAUUGUUCAGAAGAUCCUGCUUGAUGACAUUGGUCUGCGCUACAUUUGCGCAACUGCUGAGCGUUUCUUUGCUGUGGCCACUGUCUUGGCUCAGAUGGUCCAGGCACUGGCUGAACAGCCUUCUGCAAGGCUGCUGAAGCACAUAAUCCGCUGCUACCUGAGGCUGACAGAGAACGCGAGGGCAUGUGCUGCGCUCAACAGCUGCCUCCCCACUGUGCUGAAAGAUGGGACCUUCAACUCCUUCCUCCAGCAGGACGAUCACGUGACUAGGCGCUGGCUUCAGCAGCUGCUGCACAACAUGACUGUGGCCGGGAUGGCUGGAGGAAGCUCUCACGCCGGCGGCAUGGGUGUAGGCCCUGCUGGCAUGGGGGGCGGGAGCUCCCACGGCGGCAUGGGUGGAGGAGGCCCUCACGCGGGCCUUGACCACCUCAUGGGGCUGUGAACAAAGGAAUGAAGCUUGCGUCCGCACUGCAGCGGCUCAUCCUAGUGUAUGGUGGGUCUAAGAGUCCGAACCUAGUAUGGUGUGUCUAAGAGUCCGAACCUAGUAUGGUGUGUCUUAAGAGUCCGAACCCCAGUGCAGUGUGCGGUGCAUGUGUCUGUUGUAGUCGUUGUUUGUCGUCCAGAAGUCAAAAGAAUAAUAGCUUCCGCCCUUGUGUGGGGGGGAAGGAAGAAGAUACAGUAGUAGUCUUAUAAGGGGUACUGCUUGUUUCGUGGGUGUAUAAAGACAAAUAAACCUGUGCAGCAGAACCGCUCCCUGCUCCUCCGGGCAAACGUCCCGAGGAUGAAGAGGGGCGGCAGUGAAAAUGAACAUGACAGGCUUUUACAAUCA
Lolium rigidum is the source of this 1545-nucleotide messenger RNA. RefSeq names its product CCR4-NOT transcription complex subunit 9-like. Bases 85 to 1158 code for a protein of 357 amino acids. Gene Ontology annotation, cellular component: P-body; CCR4-NOT core complex; CCR4-NOT complex. The transcript is spliced from 9 exons. Lineage: Eukaryota; Viridiplantae; Streptophyta; Magnoliopsida; Poales; Poaceae. Gene Ontology annotation, biological process: mRNA catabolic process; negative regulation of translation. The record is from RefSeq and is a predicted model, not a curated record.